CACUAAAACCAGGACGACCCAACCAUCAAUUAUUGAUAGAGUCAAGUCAAGACAGCAAGUCGUUUGGCAGCAACGAAGAAGAGCCAUGGCAAUUUCCUGGUAAUCUGAGGCAUCACCUCUCUUCAUAUUUUACAGUGUGAGGCACAAAUCCCAGAAAAAUCUUCACCAAAUUAACAGAACAACAAAAACACGAUGCCCAGAAAGGCAGAUUCUCGCCGCAGCCAAACUGCCAGGAGCGGUAGUUCUUCUCAUCAUGUGGUCAAUGUCGAAAUGACCGAUGGCAGCAGCGCAGGAUCAGUCGACGGGAUAGGUUUCUGCAUCUUUAGAGUGCCCCAAAGCCUGUCCGAGAUCAAUCAGAUGGCGUACCAGCCGAACACGGUCCCGAUCGGCCCCUACCACCAUGGAAAGCCACAGUUUCAAAAAAUUCAAGAGCACAAGCAGCGAUUCUCCAUCGAUCUGCUCAAUCGAACAAAGCAAAAAAGGGACAAGCUAAAGCACUUUGCCGAGGCUUUAAAACCAACGGAGGAGAAGAUAAGAAAGUGCUAUUCCGAGGCCUUAGCUUUCAAAAGUGAUGAGCUCAUCGAGAUGAUGGUACUUGAUGGUUCCUUCAUCAUCGAGCUGUUCUGCAAGUACUACCGUAAAUUGGCAGGCCACACCGAUCCGGGGCAUGACCCCUUACUGACCGAGCCAUGGGUGUUGCCUUUCCUCAUGCGGGAUCUCGCCAAACUUGAGAACCAGAUUCCUUGGUUCGUUCUUCAACAUUUGUUCGAUCUGACGUUGGGGUCUUGGAAUGAGAGCCAUCCUUCUCUGUCCGAUCUCGCCUUGAGUUUCUUCAACCGCAUGGUUCAAAGACCAGAUAAUGACUUGAAGAAGUACUCCGAUUGGGAAGGAGAACAUCUGCUUAAUUUCCUCCGUUUGACUAACAACCCAGAUUCUCCAGAAACAAAACAAAAACCAAAUAAAUUCCUUCGCCUGAUCCAGCCCGCGAAUAAGCUCCACCAGGCAGGCAUUAAGUUCAAGCCGACCCAUUGUGCAAGCUUCAUGGACAUCAAAUUCAGCAACGGUGUCCUGGAAAUUCCAGUACUUAAAUUCGAUGACUUUUUGAGUUGUCUGUUCCUCAAUUUCGUCGCAUUUGAGCAGUGCCACCGGGCCUCCUCCAAGCAUGUCACAGCUUAUGCCACUUUCAUGGCUUGCCUCCUUAACACACCGGCAGAUGCUGGGUUACUGUGCGACCGCAAGAUCAUCGAGAGAUAUUUUGGGACGGAUGAGAAAAUUGCCCAUUUCUUCAGCAACAUCGGGAAAGAUGUUGUGUUCGACAUCCACAAAAACUAUUUAUGCCAGGUGUUCCAGGAUGUGAACACGUAUAACGAGAAGGACUGGCGAGUGCAUUGGGCCAGCUUCAAGAACACCUACUUCAACAGCCGGUGGUCUCUCAUUUCAGCUGUAGCAGCAUUCCUACUUCUUGCUCUCGCGGCAAUUCAGUCUUUCUUUGCAGUACGUACUUAUUACCAACCUCAGUCCAGUCCCAAUCCUUCCAGUCCCAAUCAUCAGUGAAGUUUAAUGUAUGAUCUACAUCUGCUGCUCAUAGUUGUUGGUCACUAGUCCAUAUUUCCGACCUCCUUCAUGAUUCAAUCAUUAGUAAUGUUAACCCUGUAUAUUCAUUUUGUACAAGGUGUUUAAGGGGUGAAACUGAGUUUUGGCUUCCAAUGAAUACAUACUACUUAUAAUUCUUAGA
This is a messenger RNA of Syzygium oleosum, 1735 nucleotides long. RefSeq names its product UPF0481 protein At3g47200-like. The record is from RefSeq and is a predicted model, not a curated record. The transcript has a single exon. Bases 193 to 1554 code for a protein of 453 amino acids. Lineage: Eukaryota; Viridiplantae; Streptophyta; Magnoliopsida; Myrtales; Myrtaceae.